Messenger RNA from Wallemia mellicola CBS 633.66, 494 nucleotides. Its product is annotated as 14 kDa subunit of cytochrome bd ubiquinol oxidase. The record is from RefSeq and is a predicted model, not a curated record. Lineage: Eukaryota; Fungi; Basidiomycota; Wallemiomycetes; Wallemiales; Wallemiaceae. Gene Ontology annotation, biological process: mitochondrial electron transport, ubiquinol to cytochrome c. Bases 35 to 424 code for a protein of 129 amino acids. The transcript is spliced from 5 exons.
CUACGACCAUCGAGUUAUUGACUGAUAAUUUAAAAUGGUUAACCCACUCAAGUUAAGUCUCGCGCCAUUCAUCAAAGGUAGCCUCAGAAAGACACUUGAACCAAUAGGAAAAGGCUAUUUAAACCUCGCUGGCUUUAGACAAGUCGGUUUAAGAUACGAUGAUUUGAUUCAAGAGGAGAACGAUGAAAUGCAAAAGGCACUCGCUCGUCUUUCACCAAGAGAAGAAUACGACAGAGCAUGGAGAUUGAGAAGAGCUAUUAACCAAUCUAUCCUUCAUAAAGAUUUACCAAAAGAGCAAUGGUCAGAGGAUGAAGCUUCAAAGCAACGCUACCUCACAGAUAGAAUAACAGAAGUCGCUAAUGAACACAAUGAGAGAGCUAUGUUUGAUAACCCAGAAUAUAAAAUUCAAACUUCACAUCAUUAAGUGUAGAAUUUAAUUCAUUUUUACUUUAUUUUAUCCACGCAUUAUGAUCAUCAUACCUCGUCUACUACCC